This is a messenger RNA of Pseudo-nitzschia multistriata, 2385 nucleotides long. The record is from the annotation of a GenBank genome assembly. Lineage: Eukaryota; Bacillariophyta; Bacillariophyceae; Bacillariales; Bacillariaceae.
CAUCUUGCUCUCCAAAACAACCGUUUGGUUCGAACCGCAGAGGCAACGCGACAUGCUGCCGCCGCCAAGAAUCCGUUCCAUCGCUUCCGAGUAGCCAGAGCGAGACUUUUUCGCAUCGUGAGUGAGUUGCUCUGCCCGCCAACCACCGCCGUUGCACCCGCAAAACAUCCAACGAUGUCAUCGCUGCCUCCGCCGSAACCGCGACCCACCGCGGCGCUCCUCCUCGAUCUUCCCGACCUCGAGGCGUAUCUCCUCUCGYUGCUCKCGCACGAUCUCUCCGAGGCCACCCAUUGGGCGGGGGAAUCCUGGAACCAGGUUAGGGAAGCGGUCCCCGUGCUGCUGGCGGCGUUGCCGUCCAUCGGAGCCAGGGACGCAGGGCUUGAAACAAGGAAAAGGACAAGGACAAGGAGGAGCGCCGAUUCCUCCCCCCCGGGACCGGAGGUGGCCACGGCGCUCCCCAAUCGAGGACAGCGGUCGACGUCGUCGUCGUCGUGGUCGCUGCCGCUGCCGCUGUCCUCCUUUCGCCCGCUGGUCCCGGCGCUGGUGCUUUCGGCGUGCACCGUUCUCGCCUCCGGGAGCACCGGACCCGCGUCUGCCUCGCUGGUCGGCCGGGGGCCGUCGUUGAGCGGCAGUGGUGGCUCGGGGGCCGGGAACGGCCCCAGCGGAAUCCGAAGGCGCCUCUUGGUCUACGCACUUCUGAGGGGCUUCCUCCCCGAGCUGUACCGCAUCGCGGUAGAGCACCUGGCAGGAGCGGCAGCGGCCGAGGACGCCAAAGACCSGGGUGCUUCCGACGCGGACGRCAMUGCAACAACGGGUGCGAUGCGGCGGCUGGCGGCCCGCCGCAGGCUCCUCGUYCUGCGGUGGCUGGUGCGGUUCCUGGACGGAGCGUUGCUGCCGGGGAUGCGGCUGGCGCUCCUGCUCUCGUGCUGGGGAUCGCCGGCGUCGACCAAMRGCAACGGGACCGGCCGCCACCAAACCCACGCCGGGAAUCUUUCCCUCUGGUGGUCGGGCCUGUCGUACGGCCACAACGGCGGCCUCGCGGGACAAACCCCAAACAACGACAACACCAACAGCAACGACAACACCAACAGCAACAACAACACCAUCGCCAACAACACCAAGCUGGUUCCCCUCUUUGUCUUGUACGCCCACCAGCGGUGGCUGCACAGGGUCGGCACCGAGCUGUGGAUCACCGUUUCCGGUGGCCUCUCCGCGAGCGGCACGGAUGUGAUCGAUUUGGUGCGGUACGCUCUGGCACGGGCAAGGCCGGGCCCRGCUCCAUUGGGCCGCUGGCGACGGAGAUGGGCCGCGGUGCUGCCCCGGACGAUCGUUUCCGGGGAGGGAGCGUCCUGCAGAGAAGCGGUGGAAGCAUCAUCGUCAUCGAUCGAACCGGCCGCCAAGCCGGGAGCACCCUGCUCGAUCUGCGGAGCGGCGGCCCCUGUGGUUCCCUACCGCGUGGUGGUGGCGGGUUGUUGGAACUGCUGUGGCAGCGAGCCCGGGGAAACGGCARAGGCAAAGGCAACACCAAAUACCGGUCACACCCACCAAGCCACGCGAGCCACCAAAGUGGCGUGCUACACCUGCCUGUGGGAGGCACUGGCCACCGCUGCCGCCGCCAGCGGGGACGGGGACGAGAACGAGAACAAUCCCGGCCACAACACUGCUGUUGUUGCUGCUGCUGCUGCUGCUGCCUCGAAAGGAGGAACCAACAGAACUCCGAGCCUCGCCCUGGAGUGGUGCCCGUUCUGCUUCCGAUCGGACGCCGAGAUUCUCGGGUGCGAACCGGUGUAGACCUCGUUUUGCCGGAAGGCACGAAUCUGGUUGCUGGAAAUUGAUUGAUUUCUAUUUCCGAGUCGGUUCGCAUCGUUUUCUUCAUUGGACACGGGCCGUGGUCUUGGGAUGGUUCGCUGGUUGGUUGGUUGGCUGGCUGGCUCGGAUGUUUGCGGGACCGGCUGCUGGUAUGGUGGUCGAGGGCGACAGAGAUGCCAAUCCAACAAAAGAAACGGGUCAAAGCACGAAUCGCACGCGCCGGUCGCCUUUCUUGUGCAAGGUCUGCAGGUAUGCCAUUUGCUUCUGUUUCUGGCAUCCUGCCGUUCUCGCAAUCGAUCGCAGCGUCCCUGCGUCCGCUCUGGCUACCCAACCGCCAUUGCAAGAUUUUUUCGCAUUGGUAUUGUAUCUCCUCGUACAACACGCCAUGAAGAGAGAACCCAACGAGUGUGUUAGUUGCUUCUGUGUUCACGAAAGGUCCAUAAAACCGCAAAAACGCAUUCCGAAUUCCGUUGCGUUUCAAAAUUGCUAAAAUAAUACUAUAGAGAAAUACAUAAUCCUAAAGUACAUUGAUUGGUUUGGUGGUGUUUGUAUAAGGUGCCAUUCACUGCUCCGUCA